Plodia interpunctella (Indianmeal moth) is the source of this 690-nucleotide messenger RNA. RefSeq names its product chorion class CA protein ERA.1-like. NCBI's taxonomy places the organism in Eukaryota, Metazoa, Arthropoda, Insecta, Lepidoptera, Pyralidae. The record is from RefSeq and is a predicted model, not a curated record. The coding region runs from base 90 to 614 and encodes 174 amino acids. Gene Ontology annotation, cellular component: egg chorion. The transcript is spliced from 2 exons. Gene Ontology annotation, molecular function: structural constituent of egg chorion. Gene Ontology annotation, biological process: multicellular organism development; chorion-containing eggshell formation.
UUUCUAAAUUAUUUCGUAACAGUUUCAAGCCAUAUAAAUUGAAAGAGAAGUUUUUUGAUGUCAUUCGUUUAAAAUCCAUAGAAGUAAACAUGUCUACUUUUGGUUUCUUAUUGCUGUGCAUCCAAGCUUGCCUUGUUCAGCAAGCUUAUAGCCAGGCUCUGCUUAACGGCUACGGUCUGGGUCCUCGCGCUUCAGGUUAUGGAUUCGGCGAAGUCGAGGUGGCCGCUGUUGAGGUCGACAGCAUUGGCGGCUACGGGUACAACAAUGGCUUGGCCGGACUUGGCAGCUUGGGAUUGACUAACGCUGGUGGCUUGGGAUUGGUUAACGCUGGUGGCUUAGGAUUGGCUGGAGCUGGACUCGGCAUCAACUCUGGACUCGGUCUUGGAAUUGGCGCUGCUGGAUUCGGCGGACUUGGCCUCGCCGGCGGCUACGGCGGCGUGGGUAACGGCGCGCUCGCCGUCGGCGGAGAGCUGCCAGUUGCUGGCACCACGGUCGUCACUGGCGCCGUGCCAGUGCUCGGCGCUGUGAGCUUCAGCGGCAACUUGCCAGCUGCUGGCGCCGUCUCCAUCUCCGGCAACUGCGGAUGCGGUGGUGUUCCGUAUGGAAACUACUAAUAACAUUGGUUACACCCACAUAAUUAAUCAGUUCCAUGUAAAGAUUCGAAUCAUAAUUAAAAUCUUUAUAAGUAUA